UCCCCCCCACGGACACGGACACACCGGGCUCCCCGGAACAGUCUGUCCAAAUGAAUCCCAUGACGCAGCUGUACUACAAGAAGGCGACGUAUUCGCCGUACAGAGACCGCAUCCCGCUGCAGAUCGUACGCGCUGAAGUGGAGCUGUCUGCAGAGGAGCGGGCCUACCUCACUGCUGUAGAGAAAGGUGACUAUGCAGGGGUCAAACACGCCCUCCGCGAGGCGGAGGUCUACUACAACAUGGACGUGAACUGUCUGGACCCUCUGGGCCGCAGCGCGCUCCUCAUCGCCAUCGAGAACGAGAACCUGGAGAUCAUGGAGCUCCUGUUGGACCACGGCAUCCACACGGGCGACGCCCUGCUGUACGCCAUCAGGAAGGAGGUGGUGGGCGCCGUGGAGCUGCUGCUGUCCCACCGCAGGCCGAGCGGAGAGAAACAGGUUCCCUCACUGAUGAUGGACAGCCAGUUCUCAGAGUUCACCCCUGAUAUAACUCCCAUCAUGCUCGCUGCUCACACCAACAACUAUGAGAUCAUCAAGCUGCUUGUCCAGAGAAAAGUCACCAUACCCAGACCGCACCAGAUACGAUGCGAUUGUGUUGAGUGCGUGUCCAGUUCAGAGGUUGACAGCCUUCGACAUUCACGGUCUCGGCUCAACAUCUACAAGGCUCUGGCCUCGCCGUCUCUCAUUGCGCUGUCCAGUGAAGAUCCCAUCCUAACGGCCUUCAGGCUGGGCUGGGAACUCAAAGAACUCAGCAAGGUGGAGAACGAGUUUCGUCAAGAGUACGAAGAGCUGUCUCAGCAGUGCAAACGUUUCGCCAAAGACCUCCUGGAUCAGGCCAGAAGCUCGAGAGAGCUCGAGACCAUCCUGAACCACAGAGACAAUGACCAGAGUGAGGAACUGGACCCCAGGCAGUGCCACGACUUGGCCAAGCUCAAACUAGCCAUCAAGUACCACCAGAAGGAGGUAGGGACCCAUCCUGGUUGCAGUUUUUUAAGAGGAGGCGGCUUUGGCAGAGGCUUUCCUGGAAUCAGAUAGAAACAUUGGCCAGUUAAAAAGAAAAGUUGCUUAUUCUCCUGCUUCACCUUUCCUCUUCCUCCUCCUCCUCCUCCUCAGAUCUACCUGUUGGCACCAAAGAGCGCUCUGGGACGGUUCAUCAAGAAGCCCUUCAUCAAGUUCAUCUGCCACACAGCGUCCUACCUGACCUUCCUCUUCCUCCUGCUGCUGGCCUCUCAGCACAUCGCCCGCACCAACCUGCACAUGCAGGGCCCCCCACCCACCAUUGUGGAGUGGAUGAUUCUCCCGUGGGUGCUGGGCUUCAUCUGGGCAGAGAUCAAGGAGAUGUGGGACGGAGGAUUCACAGAGUACAUCCACGACUGGUGGAACCUGAUGGACUUUGCCAUGAACUCCCUCUACCUGGCCACCAUCUCUCUGAAAAUAGUGGCGUACGUCAAGUAUAACUCGUCUCGUCCCAGGGAGGAGUGGGAGAUGUGGCACCCGACGCUCAUAGCCGAGGCUCUGUUCGCCAUCGCCAACAUCUUCAGCUCGCUCAGACUCAUCUCGCUCUUCACAGCCAACUCCCACCUCGGGCCUCUGCAGAUCUCUCUGGGGAGGAUGCUGCUGGACAUCCUCAAGUUCCUCUUCAUCUACUGUCUGGUCCUGUUGGCGUUUGCUAACGGCUUAAACCAGCUCUAUUUCUACUACGAGACCAAGGCGUCUGAAGAACCAAACAACUGCAAAGGAAUCCGCUGUGAAAAGCAGAACAACGCCUUCUCCACGCUGUUCGAGACUCUCCAGUCCCUCUUCUGGUCCAUCUUCGGGUUGCUGAACCUGUACGUGACCAACGUGAAGGCUCGGCACGAGUUCACAGAGUUCGUCGGGGCGACGAUGUUCGGGACGUACAACGUGAUCUCGCUGGUGGUCCUGCUCAACAUGCUGAUCGCCAUGAUGAACAACUCGUACCAGCUCAUCGCCGACCACGCCGACAUCGAGUGGAAGUUCGCCCGCACCAAGCUGUGGAUGAGCUACUUUGACGAGGGCGGCACGCUGCCGCCGCCGUUCAACAUCAUCCCCAGCCCCAAGUCCGUGUGGUACCUGCUCAUGUGGCUCCACACCAAGCUGUGCAGGAGAGGCCAGCCACCCAGGGAGAGCUCGCACAAGUGUGAAAACCUCCGGGAGUUCACGGAGCGUCACGCCGACAGUCUGAUCCAGAACCAGCAUUACCAGGAAGUGAUCCGAAACCUGGUGAAGAGGUAUGUGGCCGCCAUGAUACGCAGCGCGAAAACGGACGAAGGGCUGACGGAAGAAAACUUUAAGGAGCUGAAACAAGAUAUCUCCAGUUUCCGCUACGAGGUGCUGGAUCUCCUUGGCAACCGGCGUCCUCCGCGGCGACACUACUCUUCGUCCAGCGAGACUACGAAAGAUGACGCCGCCGUGGCGUCAGAGGAUGACAGCGAAUCGGGAGACGGCAGCGGAGGAGGAGGAGGAGGAGGAGGAGGAGGAGGAGGAGGAGGAGUCCAGAAGUCUAAAAGUGUCACCUUCUCUAACACAGUGGAAGACGACAGAAGGCCCGGCCCGACGCUUGGCGUGUCGGCGCUGGUGCGCUCCAUUUCAGGAAUGACACGGAUAGACAAGGGGCAGGAGGGGCAGGUGGAGGAGGUGAUUGGAUGGGGGGAAGAGGAGGAGGAAGAGGAGGGGAAACCAAAGAGCAAUGGGUUGAAGACGACCGUCAUCCCCCCUUCCUCCACUACGAUCCUCCCCUCGUCGUCUUCGUCGUUGUCCUCGACGUUCUCCUCGUCGCUCGUUCGCACAAAGAACCGCCUGCAGCGUCUCUCAGCCCCGAGCGCAAAGACAGACUCCUUCAAACGCCUCUCCUACCUGUUCUCGCGCUCCAAACGCAAAGCCCCGCCCAUGCCGCUCGCCCUCCAGUCCCCGCCUUCCUUCACCAUCUCCGACGGGUUGCUCCGGCCGCUGGGGGGCCACAGUCACUCCGACUUCGGACUCAGCGACGUCACAAGGAGCGACAGCCACCUGAACGAGGUGGGCCGCUCGGUGGACAACCCGUCGUUCUCGCCACGGAGGUCGAACGGACGGGACUCGCUCCUGGCGCUGCCCCUCCCUCCCCCGUGCCCCUGCCAAUCCCUGCACUGUGCUUCCAACAUGUCCGAGUCCAGCGCGCGCCUCCUGGACUCCAGCGAGGACGUUUUUCAGAGCGACGGCGUGGAAAGGGCGGGCGAGGGCAGCGUGGAGGGGGGAGGGGGGCUGAGGAUGAUGAUGGGCGGGUGGGUGGGACCCUGUGAGGAUGUCUUAGGGGACAACUGUGACGUCAUAGAGGACUCCGUCACCACGCAGCUAUAG
This is a messenger RNA of Nematolebias whitei (Rio pearlfish), 3353 nucleotides long. RefSeq names its product transient receptor potential cation channel, subfamily C, member 5a (gene trpc5a). The transcript is spliced from 19 exons. NCBI's taxonomy places the organism in Eukaryota, Metazoa, Chordata, Actinopteri, Cyprinodontiformes, Rivulidae. Gene Ontology annotation, biological process: regulation of cytosolic calcium ion concentration; calcium ion transmembrane transport; manganese ion transport. Gene Ontology annotation, cellular component: cation channel complex; membrane. The record is from RefSeq and is a predicted model, not a curated record. Gene Ontology annotation, molecular function: store-operated calcium channel activity; inositol 1,4,5 trisphosphate binding; protein binding.